AUGACAGUUCACCUAGAUGUGGCAGAUGAGACGGCAGCACCUGCUGGGGAGGUGGAUGGGGGCUAUGAUCCAGCCCUCUGCCAUAGCCCAUCUACCCAGGAGCCACAGGCAGAGUCCCUGGCCUGCUGCGGGCCAGGCAGCCUCGCCCCACUUCUGCCCAAUGUCUCUGCGGCAGAUGAGCCUCAGUCCAGGGCCUGGUUCCUGCCCACUCAUGCCACUACUACCUCGAAUGCAAGAGACACUUCUGCUACAACUGACACCCACUCCACCACCCCAACUACCACUCCUGCUGAGACCACCACUCUUGCUACCACUAUUGCUGACACCAACAUAUCUGAAUCAACUUCUGCAGGAGGCACUUCUACAACAACUAUUCCUGAUACCACCACACUUCAGGUCACCUCUAGUGAUGCAAGCUCAACCUUUACCACUAUUGUGGACACCACCAUAUCUCUGUCAACUCCUACAGCAGGAGACUCAUCUGCAACAACUAAUACCGACACCUUCGGAACAUCAACCACUCCUUCUGAUACCACCACAACUACUAUGACUAUUGUUGACACCACCACGUCUCUGUCAACUUCUGCAGGACAUACUUCUGCAGCAAGUGAUAAGGACAUCAUAACACCAGCAACCACUCCUUCUCAGGCCACCACACCUGCUACCACUCUUGGUGACACCAGUAUUUCUGUGUCAACUUCUGCAGGAGGAGACACUUUUUCAACAACUCUUCCUGACACCACCACAGCUGAGACUGCAGCUACCGACUCAAGCUCACCUUUGACAACAACUGGUGACUUUACCACAUCUGUAUCAACUUCUACUCCGGCAGACACAUCUGCAACAACUGAUACUGACACCACAGCACCAACAAUCACUCCUACUGAGACCACUCCACCUACUACCAGUAUUCUUGUCACCACUAUAUCUGAAUCGACUUCUACAGGAGGCACUUCUGCAACAACUGUUCCUGAAUCCACCAUAUCUCAGACCACCUCUCCUGACGCAAACUCACCUUUUACAACUAUUGGUGAUACUACUAUAGCCGAAUCAACUUCUACAGAAGCCACUUCUGCCACAACUGUCCCUGACACCUCCACACCUCGGACCACGUAUACUGACACAAGCUCACCUUUUGCAACUAUUAGGGACACCACCACCUCUGUGUCAACUCCUAUUCCUGGAGACACAUCUGCAACAACUGAUACUGACCCCACUACCCCAGGAACCAUUCCUACUGAGACAACUUCAUCUGCUACAACUAUUGGUGGCACCAGUAUAUCUGAAUCAACUUCUGCUGGAGGCACUUCUGCAACAACUGUUCCUGACAUCACUACACCUCAGACCACCACUACAGAUGCAAGCUCACCUUCUACAACUAUUAGUGACACCACCAUAUCUUUGUCAACUCCUACAGAAGGAGACACUCCUGAUACAACUAUUUCUGCUACCGCCACACCUAUAACCAUCCCUACUAAAACCAGCACCCCUUCUGCAACUAUCAGUGACACCCCCACAUCUGCUCCAACCUCCAAUGAAACCAGUACACCUGCCAAAUCUACUGCUGCCACCACUACUUCUGUGGCCGCUCCAUCAGAAUCCAGCACCUUUUCAACAAUUGAUUCUUAUACCACCUCAUCUGUGUCUUUGUCUGUUUACUCCAGCCCACCUGCAACAAGUUCUGCCACUUCCAUGUUAGUGAUCCCUGAGCUUGUCACCACCACGGCUCCAACAAGCAUGACAAAACCUAGCACACUGAGUACUAUUUCCACCACAUUAUCCAUCACUACUGUCCUCACUACCUCUUCCACCACUACACAGAGUACCAUCCCCUCCACAACUUCUGAUUCUCCAACAACCACAGCAGGAAAUCUGCACCAGGAUGCUGAAAACAUCUGCAAGAAUGGAGGCUUCUGGGAUGGGAUCAAGUGCCAGUGCCCCUCCGUCUACUAUGGGGUCCGUUGUGAGCUGCUGGUUGACAACAUCGAGAUUGAACCUCCACCGGAGAUAGUCACUGCCCAGGUGGAACUAUCUGUGACAGUAACCAGUGAGGAUUUCACUGAAGAUCUAAACAACAGGUCUUCCCCAGAUUUCCAGAAAUUCAACAACACAUUUACAAAACAGAUGAACCUUGUUUAUUCUGGAAUCUCUGAGUAUGAAGGUGUCAACAUCACAAGGCUAACGCGUGGCAGUGUGGUGGUGGAGCAUGAAGUCCUCCUGAGGAGCAAGUUCACCCCAGAAUACAAGGAAGUAUUCAAGAAGGCCACCAAAGAGGUGAAGGAAAAAAUCACGAAUGUAACCAACAAGCAAAUAAGCAUUGAUAAUAACUGCUCAGCCUUACUGUGUUUCAAGGAAAAUACCACCAAGGUGGGAGAGACUGAAUAUACCUACGACCCUGAAGCUGAGUGCCAGGAGAAGGCCAGGGAAGCUGGGGAAGGUCUUGCCCAAUACUUCUUCCUGGAAUACCAGGAUGAGAAGCCAAAGUGCAUCACUGCCUGCAUGGUUGGCUUCAAUACCUCGAUGGACUGCCACAACGGGAAGUGCCAGCUGGAGCGCAGUGGUCCUCGGUGCUACUGCCUGAACACAGAUACUCACUGGUACCAUGGAGAAGCCUGUGAGUUGAGCACUCAGAAGAGCCUGGUAUAUGGACUGGUGGGGGCAGCAGGAGCAGUGGUGCUGGUUGCCUUUGUUGUCCUUUCAGUGUUCAUGUUCCACUCCAAGAGAGAGGCAAAAAGACAAAAGUCCAAAGUGUCUCAGUUGUACAAGUGGCAUGAAGAGAAUGGUGGACCAGCCCCUGGGACCUUCCAAAACACUGGCUUUGACAUCUAUGAAGAACGAGAGGGUUCUAUCAACCUGGACUCCAUUUAUAGUAACUUCCAGCCCUCCCUGAGCCACAUAGACUCUGAAACAAAGAUCCGAAUUCAGAGGCCCCAGGUGAUGCUGACAUCUCUUUAA
Molecule: messenger RNA, 2955 nt
Organism: Trichechus manatus latirostris (Florida manatee)
Lineage: Eukaryota; Metazoa; Chordata; Mammalia; Sirenia; Trichechidae
Product: mucin-17-like
Exons: 16
Coding region: 1-2955 (984 amino acids)
Source: RefSeq, a predicted model, not a curated record